Messenger RNA from Polypterus senegalus (gray bichir), 2875 nucleotides. Its product is annotated as ICOS ligand-like. The transcript has 7 exons. NCBI's taxonomy places the organism in Eukaryota, Metazoa, Chordata, Cladistia, Polypteriformes, Polypteridae. The record is from RefSeq and is a predicted model, not a curated record. The coding region runs from base 214 to 1059 and encodes 281 amino acids.
ACCGAAAGCAUUCAGUUACAGGUAAGGGUGUGACCCCUGCAGUUCCACUUUUAUUUGUUCAGAUCCUGUUCAGCACAGACACACAGCUGCUGGAGGUUUUGUGGGGGCUUCGUGUUAAACACGAUGCUAUUUUGCUGCCACUUUGAGGACUUUUCAUUACAGUUUUCAUCCUGGUUGCUGUGGUAGGAGAUUUCAACGCACUGAAACGGAGAAAUGGCCCACAUGUGGAGGAAUCUCUGUCUUAUUCUACUGUCACUAGCUGAUGCCUAUGCUAAAGACUGCCUGCCUGCCAUUAUUGGAGAGACAGUUGAGAUCCCCUGCUCUCUGCACACUACAGAGUCCUUAAAGACAGAGGACAUCUCACUCGAAUGGGAAACAUCUAAAGGUGACAUCGUUCACGCAUUCGUCAAAGGAGAGGAUCAUCUGUCAAAUCAGGACCCCCAGUUCCGAGGCCGAACGCAGCUCUUCAGAUCUGAACUGUCACGUGGUAACUUCUCACUGAGCCUGUCGAACGUCUCAGCAGCUGACGUAGUCUGGUAUGACUGCCGUUUUAGUAGAAGUGAGGAGGAGAGCAGCACAUUUCUGUGUCAUCAGUGCCUUCAGAUUGCAGAGAGUUAUUCUGUCCCAGUAGUUUAUGGACAAUCAGCACCGAUGUUGAAGAAUAAAGAAGCCUAUUUCACAUGCGUGUCUACUGGGGGAUUUCCUGCUCCCAAGGUCCAGUGGUCUGUGAAUAAACAGCCAGUUCAGGACUCAAGACGAGUAGACACAAGACUGAGCCGAGACAGCAGGGGUCUGUACAGUGUCACCAGCGUCCUGACUGUGAAUGUGACAGGAGACAUGUUUGUGUCCUGCACUAUUGAGAAUGAGAGGCUGACAGAGAAGAGGACAUCGGCUGAAAAUGAAUAUCAGAUUGAAACUGUGAAAAAGCUAAAGGUAACCAAUAGAGGAGCCCGGGUGACAGGAAUGUCAGUGCCAGUGGUACUGCUGAUUGGAGCGAUUGUGACGUCAGAGUUUAUGAGGAGCGAAACUUUUAAGAAUAACCACAAUCCAGCUGGCUAAUUGGUGCCAUUUUAUAUCGAGACUGCACUGUUUGGACUGGAGGUUUUAAAUGACAGACUGACGGGUCACACAAGGGAAUCUGAAGCACCUUGUUUCAACUUGCAAAACCUGAAGUCCUGCUGAACAAGACGACUGUUUUUAUGGAAUGAAGCCAAAGGAAGUGAUUUAGUAAAAAAGACCCUGAAUGUUCUUCACCACUCCCCAUUCAAAUCAGCUAUGGGAGUUAAAAUAAUUGGGCAGCUACGCCUUCAGCCAGUCCGAGGUCCCCUUGUCUCAAAUCUGCAGGUCGCAUGACAGUCCCACUUGGGGGGGGAGGGGCUUUGUCUGUAAAUUAAAAAAGACAACACCAUCCUUUACAAUUGUGUGUGCCAGACUGGGGUCUUUUAGAGCCUUAUAUGGGCGUUGAGGGCCAACAGCAGUUAGACAAACUUCAGAUAAUGGCUCUCUUUCACGGAUGUGGACUCAGACUCUUUUUUGCUUGCCUGGCUUGUUUCCCACUGAUAUCCUUUUGCUCUCUGUGGAUAGGACUGGUGAGCUUUGUUGGGCUGAAUAACCUGUUCUCUAAUGUUCUCUGUUCUUUUCAUAUCUUCAGCCUUUUUGCAGUGCUUUAUAUGCUUGUUUAAAAUAUGGGAAACAGAUUAAUCUCAACUCAUUUUUGGAAGCUACUUUUUUCUGGUGAGGGUUGGGGUUGCAGGAUUGCAAACAGGACGGCCCAGAAGUCUCUGACCUCAGCUACAGAUUCCUGCUCUUCUGGAGGAAUUCCCAGUCAUUUCUCAAGCCAGCUUGGUUCUCCACCCAAAGCAGUUCUAAAGGGAGCUACCUGGUGGCACCCUUAGGACACGCACAAAUGAAUUGAAAUGGUUUCUCUCGAUAUGAAGGACCCGCGACUCUGCUCUGAGGCUUUCCUGAACUGCUGAGCUUCUCACCCCACCAUAAAGUGUCUGCCCAGCAUCUGCAUAAACAAAGAAAGAAAAACUCCUUUCUGCCGCUUACUGCUUGUGAUGUCAUUACUUUCAUGAGCUAUGAGUGAAGAAAGUAAUUUAUUUUUUUUGCUCAUGUGCCUCAUUUCCCUCUAUUGCCCUUUUGUUAUCAUUUUGUGUUCUUAAAAUGAUGCUGCAAAAAUCAUGACAAGAACUAGAAAGUACAACCACAUCAUGGCAGUACCUACCAUAAGAUCUGACUUUAUGUACAUUUCUUCUUCCUUGACAAGGCCAUGGGUGAUCUCCAACAUGUCUAUAACUUAGUUCCCAAGAUUGGGUGAUCUCUUACAUGUCCGUAGGUUAUUUCCCAAAUCGGCACUCCUUUCUUUCAAUGGCUCUUGUAGACUCACUUAUCCCUCUCUGUCCAUAGAUUUCUCAUUCUUUGACACCUCUGAUAUUGUAGCUCUCAGUUAUCAAGGGUCUUACAAAAGAGUUAAAGAGCACUUGGCAUCUUGGUCACCAAUUCCAUUGUUAUUCCAGUCAGACUGGCACUUAUUGAAAGUCACUUUGCUCCCUUCAUCACCAGUACUGUGGCUUCCAUCCUUCAAAUACUAAUCUAAUUUUAGAUCUCAGCUAUUAUAAAAAAAAGUUCAAAAUAUGAAAAAAUACAUUCAUUUUUUAAGUAAAAUGAUUUUAUUUUAAUUAGUUUAGUUAUAAACUCAUAACUCAACUCAGUCAUGGGGCGCACAUAAAUUAAUUGAUUCAAACAAUUUUUGAAACUUGUUUAGCAUGGUGGGGAAUUACAAUGUUGUUGUUUUAUAUAUUUUAUGAUAGCUAUUCCAUUAAUUGGCUGAAUUAAUUAAUUUAUGCGUGCCCCACGAUUUUAUUUAGUCACA